Messenger RNA from Schizosaccharomyces cryophilus OY26, 1548 nucleotides. RefSeq names its product translation initiation factor eIF4A. Gene Ontology annotation, molecular function: RNA helicase activity; RNA binding; ATP binding. NCBI's taxonomy places the organism in Eukaryota, Fungi, Ascomycota, Schizosaccharomycetes, Schizosaccharomycetales, Schizosaccharomycetaceae. The record is from RefSeq and is a predicted model, not a curated record. The coding region runs from base 58 to 1236 and encodes 392 amino acids. The transcript has a single exon.
AUUCGCUGCAAAACUUUUUUAACAAGAACACACCACCAAGUGAAGCAAAUUGCUAAGAUGGUAGAUCAACUGGAGGAUUCGGUUAUUGACACCAAUUACGAUGAGGUUAUUGAUACCUUCGAUGACAUGAGUUUGAAGCCGGAGCUUCUCCGUGGUAUCUAUGCCUAUGGUUUUGAGCGUCCCUCUGCUAUUCAACAAAGGGCCAUCAUGCCUAUUUUGGGUGAGCGCGAUGUUCUUGCUCAAGCUCAAUCCGGUACUGGUAAGACUGCCACCUUCUCUAUCUCUGUCUUGCAAAAGAUUGACACAAGCUUGAAGCAAUGCCAAGCCCUUAUCCUUGCUCCUACUCGUGAGCUUGCUCAACAAAUCCAAAAGGUUGUUGUUGCUUUGGGUGAUUUGAUGAAUGUUGAAUGCCACGCCUGUAUUGGUGGUACUCUUGUUCGUGACGAUAUGGCUGCUUUGCAAGCUGGUGUCCACGUCGUUGUCGGUACUCCUGGUCGUGUUCACGACAUGAUUCAACGUCGUGCCCUCCCCACUGACGCUGUUCAAAUGUUCGUCCUUGACGAAGCUGAUGAAAUGUUGUCUCGUGGUUUCAAGGAUCAAAUCUACGACAUCUUCCAACUUUUGCCCCCUAGUGCUCAAGUUGUCUUGCUUUCUGCUACUAUGCCUCAAGAUGUUUUGGAAGUCACCACCAAAUUCAUGCGUGACCCUAUCCGUAUUCUUGUGAAGAAGGAUGAACUUACCUUGGAAGGUAUUAAACAAUUCUACGUCGCAGUUGAGAAGGAAGAGUGGAAGCUCGAUACUCUUUGCGACCUUUAUGAGACUGUCACAGUUACUCAAGCUGUCAUUUUCUGCAACACUCGUAGAAAGGUUGACUGGCUUACUGAGCAACUCACUGAGCGUGACUUCACUGUCUCUUCCAUGCACGGUGAUAUGGACCAAGCUCAACGUGAUACUUUGAUGCACGAGUUCCGUACUGGAUCUUCUCGUAUCCUCAUUACCACUGACUUGCUUGCUCGUGGUAUUGAUGUCCAACAAGUCUCUUUGGUCAUUAACUAUGAUCUCCCUGCUAACCGCGAAAACUACAUUCACCGUAUUGGUCGUGGUGGUCGUUUCGGACGUAAGGGUGUUUCUAUUAACUUUGUUACCAACGAAGAUGUUCGUAUGAUGCGUGAAAUUGAGCAAUUCUACAACACCCACAUUGAAGAGAUGCCCAUGAACAUUGCUGAUUUGAUUUAAAAGUGUUUUAAAAGUUUCCGUGCACUAGACGCCAUCGAUUUUCUUUGUCUGCUUCCUAUUCUUACGAUUCGAUAGGUUGGAAACACCAUUUAUUAAUUUAUCUCUUUUUCUUUGCCUUACGUUCUUAAUACUUCUUUUAUAUGUGUGCGCUUGGGAGAUCUCGGUAUUGAUCCCCAAGGAUGAGUUGUAGUGUCUUUGCUUAGAAGAAUGUUUGGUUUUUCUAGCGCACUGUUGUCUGCUUAUGUUUGCACAAUAAAAGGCUGGAUUGGUUGAUUAUAAAUUUUUUUUGUUUUAGAUCUGCGCAGAUUGUAC